Messenger RNA from Agrilus planipennis (emerald ash borer), 1491 nucleotides. RefSeq names its product ADP-ribosylation factor-like protein 16. Bases 945 to 1442 code for a protein of 165 amino acids. Lineage: Eukaryota; Metazoa; Arthropoda; Insecta; Coleoptera; Buprestidae. The transcript has 2 exons. Gene Ontology annotation, molecular function: GTP binding; GTPase activity. The record is from RefSeq and is a predicted model, not a curated record.
UUAUCCUCCACCUGUCUUUAUUUUUAGAAAGAUCUUUUGUGUCUGCAGUCAAUUUUACAAAAAAUAAUAUCUAACGUCAUAAAAAACAUGUGUUGUUUAUGACUUCCGUUGGUUUUUAAUUUGUUUUAAAAUAAUUUUAAAAAGUGUUUAUCCAAAACAUUGUGCAUAAUAUUGUUUAAUAAUGUUAGCAAAAGACAAAAUUAUGAUAAUGAGAUCUUAAUAAUAUUAGACUGGUUUUAGCUAUUAUUGUUGAUGAUUUUUGGAUAAACAUAUUUAGCGUCUAUUAUUUUUAUCAUUAUUAUUAUUAUUGUGCAUUAUAUUUAUUACGUUUUAAUGCAGUUUUCCAUUUAUAUGCACUAUGUUUUCUUCUUUUUUAUUAAUUGUAGUAGUAGUGGCCUGGUACGAAAGAAAUUCCGUCCUUAUCGGUGGCCUUUGUACGGUAAAUGUUAUUAGAUUAAAAAGACAGAAAGUAUGUAUUUUAUCUACUACAUUGUUUAUUGUACCCGAUUGCUUUUACUACGGAAAAUCGACAUUCCACUUCCUUGUAAUUAUUAAACAAAGUAUAAAUAUAUUAUAUUAAAAGUUGAGCUUUCAUAUGUUUAUCUUGUAGUGAAUACCAUGAUCAAACUAAACCUUCGCUUAUAGAAACAUAUGCCUACUGCCUUUAAAAAUCAAUAUUUCGCAGUUGUUACGUCUUGGUACUUCCCCAGUUACAUUAUUUGAAAAAAUGUUGGUUUAUUAUUCGUGUAUUUUCUUUGUAUUGAUAUACAGUUCGUCGUUAAUGGUAUUUCAAAAUUCCAAGCGCAAGGUGCAUAUGAAGCACAACAUUCGUUAACGUGAACAAGUCUAAUUAGUUCAACACAUUGAACGAAAAUCAAUUUUUUAACUCUUGUUUUUAUUAUAACCGUAGUAACACAACAACAUAUUAAAUCAAUAAUUAAGAAAUGGCGAAUGUAAUUUGUUUAGGUCCAACAGGAUCUGGCAAAACUUUGCUAAUUAAAAAAUUGCAAAACGUGGAUGCAGUUGAUGAAACGAGCACUUCGGUGCCUACGGUGGGGAGUAACUUAUUCUCCAUUCACUACAACAACGUUGUUAUUAAUAUCAGAGAACUGGGUGGAGAAGUAGCCCCAUUGUGGCCGAAAUAUUAUGACGGAAUAAAAAAAGUUAUUUUUGUAGUGGACGCUUCAAAUUUAUGCCAGAUAUCAGCAGCUGGAGUUUUAUUUUAUUCCGUCUUAGCAGAUCCCCGAUUCAAAAAUGCGAAGGUGCUACUUGUUUUAACAAAAAUGGACGUAAGUUAUAGACAAAUGCGAAACGAAGCAUUGUUAAUAUUGCAAAUGAAGAGACUCCAAACAGAAGUACCCCAAACUAUUACCAUUAUUGAAAGUAGUGCCAUUACUGGAGAGGGCCGAGAUGAAAUAUUAGAGUGGUUAAUAAAAAAAUAGAAAUACUUUAUUUAUGUUAUUUAUUACUGCUUGUUAUCAUAAAAUAAAU